Molecule: messenger RNA, 318 nt
Organism: Aureobasidium vineae
Lineage: Eukaryota; Fungi; Ascomycota; Dothideomycetes; Dothideales; Saccotheciaceae
Source: the annotation of a GenBank genome assembly
AUGGCUCAUUGGGGUGGACGACACGGCACCACUCAGGUGGUCAUCGUCUUUGUCUUCCUUAUACUGGCUUUCAUCGUUCUGUCUCUGCGACUCUUUACUCGAGUGAUCGUCACACAAAACCAUGGUCCAGAGGAUUGGGUCAUCGCGGCGGCUUUCUGCUUCUCCAUCACACAAGCAGUGUUUGUACUUAUCGGUAUGCGAAUUCAAUCCGCACUUGGGCCCUUCAAUGCUAAAUACUCUCANGAGGUCCAGAACGGUCAAGGUCUAUCACAAAGUAUCCUCUCGGCGGAUGACGUUCUCAACCUACGAAAGGUAUGA